Messenger RNA from Mytilinidion resinicola, 1045 nucleotides. RefSeq lists its product as uncharacterized. The record is from RefSeq and is a predicted model, not a curated record. The transcript has 3 exons. NCBI's taxonomy places the organism in Eukaryota, Fungi, Ascomycota, Dothideomycetes, Mytilinidiales, Mytilinidiaceae. The coding region runs from base 12 to 1037 and encodes 341 amino acids.
CAGCUCUAGCUAUGCCCGACAUCAAUUCGCUCCCUCCUCCACGAUCCACCUCUGCAUCUCCACUGCAGACCCGAAUGGCCCAAACAAUCCCCAGCAGCGAUGGCGCCCCCAGGCCUGCCACGCCGCCCACCUCCCACUCGCCGCCCCGCUCGCUCGUCGCCGCGGCUGCCAUGAACGCUGGCAUGCAGAACGAAGAGUCACGCCGGCCCUCUGGUAGCCCCAUGCGUCGCGAGGUAGAACGCGCUCGCCGACGCUCUUCAGUGCGUUUAGUAGUGCAACGGGAAGACCCCACACUACCGUCCCCAGGAGAGCUGCAACCGAUGAGCCCUUCGACACGAACCCGCGCCCCAGGCUUCCCGCCCAGCCCCCAUCACGAGCGGGCGCCGAGUCUGGGAGAGCUGCAUCAGGAACUAGAGUCUGAGCAGGAAGGCCAGGUGAACCGCCUUCUGAACAUGAUCCGCCAAGAGCACCAUGCGCUCAGCAACCAGCGAACCAGUCACGCCCUCCCAAGCCACUCUUCUUCAGCUGUCAUCGAUGACGGCCCUCCACAGCCGACACGCUCGCCGUCGCUUCCUCGCUCUGGAUACGCUUCACAGCAGAACAUGUCACACCCACAAGCCAGUCCUUUGAUCCCUCGUUCUCGCUCGCCUUUGCCAGCAUACAACAGCCCGUCCCGGCAAUCGUCCCUCCACAACCAGUCCCAGAGCAGCAGCCACGCAGGCUCGCCUGCUAUUCGGCCCGUGUCGGCAGCAUUGGGAAGUCAAAACGAGAGCAGCGAGUUCUUACUUGGGACUCCGGCUAAUGCUAGGGACGAGAGUGCUUUCUACCAGGCGGAGACACAAACGUUGACAAGGGAGAACCAGAUGCUCAAGCUGAGAAUACGCGAACUUGAGCGACAAAUGGCUGAGCUCAACCCGACGUCUCCCAUCGCUCAUACCCCUGUCGUGACUUCCCAUUUGGGAAGGACUCCAUCCUUUAGUGGCGAACCUAGACAAGUCGACGACACGAAGAUAGAAGGUCGAGAGUGGAGCACAUGAGUGCUUGU